GUUAAGGUUGUUUUAUUCUGUGCACUGUGCUACAUAUUAUAUACUUUUACUUAUCUCUAUUCUCUAGUGACCAUCCCUAUUUCUAGUUAACGUACACAUUUUUUAACAAUUUCAGUAGCAUAAUAAUAGACACAAAUACUCUUAUUAUGCGCUUAUUAUUGUAAGCAAUACAAUAUUACAUUUAAUACAGAUAAAUCCGAAACAAAACGUCAUUGUCAGAAUUUACCAACUUCAUGACGUUUUGUUGAUUAAACGAGAAUUAUAUGUUUAAUUAUUAAAAAUAUACAUAUUUCUAUACUUUGGAAUAAAAUAAAUAUAUACUAUGUAACAUUUAAUAAAUAAAAUAACAUAAUUAAAUUGCACAUUAUAAUUGAAAGUAGUAUUUUAAAAUUUAAUCAUGUUCAAAAAAUUUAAAGAUAAAUUAGCUGAGGAAGUUAAGUCAUCUCCUCAAAGGAUACAACAAUUUGCACAAGCUGCACAAGCUGCAGUUACAUCUGCUUCAAGCAGCAUAUCUGACAUAACAAAUAAUGAUUUGUUUUCCAUAGGUGACAAUGAUACUCUGAGUAAAAACAAGAUUUCAACAUACAAUCAACAUCAUACUUUUCAAGAGGUGCCUCUUGCUCAGGCAGGGAACAGUCAGCAAAAUAUUGAAUCAGACUUUCAAUUUAAGCAAGAGAUGCAUCAGGAAAAUCAUGGACAAAGAAGAUUAUCCAACAGCUCACUUGCUAGUGAUAUAUCAUUCCGAUUGCCGAGUUAUGAGAGCCCAUCAAUGUACCAUCUGCAGUCAGAUAUGGAAGUAUCAGCCAGUGAAGCUGAAGAGAAAGGAUUUUCUGGAAGUACUGUAAACCUAGACAGAGUUACAAAAGAACAGUUGUAUGCAGCAUACCGUCGUACUCAAGAUCGUUGUACUAAAUAUAAAACUCAGUAUGCAGAUCUUGCUCGUCAUUACAAACUUCUGGAGAGGGAAAAUGCAAAAGCAAGGAAUGUCUUAGUAGAGACACAGGAUAAAGCUUUAAGAAGAUUAUCUGAAUUAAGAGAACAAUGUUCAUUAGAACAAGGUGCCAAAGCACACCUUGAAAAAGCCCUGCGUUUAGAAAUUGAGGAGAAAAAUAUAAAAAUUGAAACACUCAAUACAAAACUAAGUCUUUUACAAAAUAGUAAUAUAGUGGAUACUGUUGAGUUAACAGAAAAUAAGCUCCAAGUUACAAAUAACAAAAAUGAUAAUGACGCACCGUUAAUUAAUUUAGUUACUGAUGAUAUAAAUAAUGACCGGAAACCAAGCGAAGAUACCGGAAUAGCGGAAACGACAGUUUUAAAUAAUAAAAUUGAAAAAUUAGAACAAUUGUUAAAUAAGUAUAAAGAAUCACUUAAAUCUACUAAAGAAAAAAAUGCGCAAUUGACUACAGAAUUACAAAUAAUUUCUUCUGAACUUGAAACUAAAGUUAAAGAAAAUGAACAGCUUAAAGCUGCUACACUAUCAUUAACAGAAGCGAGGCAAAAGAUUCACGAACUGAAUGAAAAUAUUGAAGAAUUACAAAAUAAAAAUAAUUCAAUUGAAUUUUUAAAAAAUAAAGAAAUUUCUAUAGUCGAAAUAAAUUUAAAAAAUGCACAGGAAGAAAUUGAAAAGUUACAUGAAAAAAUCGAAAUUUUAAGUAAAAGAGAAGAGGAGUAUGCUAUAUCACUAGCUGAAAAUAAACUAAGCAUUCAUAAAGAGUUAGAAAGUAAGGAAACUGAAAUCAAAUCAUUAAAAGAUAGCUUAGCAAGUAGUGAUAGUGAAAUUCAGUCACUUAAUAUAAUAAUAAAUAAUUAUAAAAGCAACAUAAGUCAAUUGGAAGAAGAGCAUAAUAAGUUAAGAAAUGAAAUUACUGAACUAAAUGCUGAUAAAACUAAAGCGGGAGAGUUAAAAACAGAGUUAGAUGCUCUUGCACAAAAAUAUCAAUACCUUGAACAAACAAAGAGUAAGGCUGAUGAGGAGUACAAUUGUUUACAGCUACAAAUGAAGCAAGAAACAGCUGAAAAGUUAGCAAUGAUUGAUAGGAAUGUUUAUUUAGAAAAUAGAAAUACACAGUUGCUUGAAGAAAAUACGAAGAAAAGUACACAAAUUAGCAAUUUAGAAAACGAAAAUCAAACAUUAAAAACAGAAAUCAAUUCUUUAAACAAACAUGAAUUACAAGAUGAUAAGAAACAAGCAAAAGAAAUCAAUAUGUGGAAAUUAAAAUGUAGUAACUUAGAAUCUGAGAUUCAAGAGGAAAGGGUAGAACUUGUAAAAUUACAAUCGGAAAUUGAAAAACUUUUAUUAAAUCAUGAGUCUAUUCAAACACUUAACGAACAGCUGAAUAUUACUGUAGAGGAGUUAAAAUCAGAAAUAACAUCACUAAAAGAUAAAGUAGUUCAAGGAGAACAGGUAAAGAAAUCAUGUGAAGAGUUGAGAACUAAUGUGAUUGCCUUACGAAAACAUUUAAAUAACACCUUAAAAGAAUCAAAAUCAUUCAAACAAAAUAUAAAUGAAACACUUAAUAUAAUUAACGAAAAUAUGAUCUUAUUAACUAACACGACAAGAAAUGAACUUGCUCGGUGUGAAAAGGUAUCCGAAGAUUUGCGUCUUUCUAAUGUCUCUUUACAAAUUAACGUUCAAAAUAUGUCGGAUCAAUACAAAACUUUGAACAAUGAUUAUAAUCAAUUGCGAAAAGAAAACGAUAAAUUAAAAUCAAAAUUAGAGAAAGUGCAAUUUGAAAAUAGUGAACAGUUACAAAAGAUAAAAGAUUUACAAAAACAAAAUGAUGAUUAUGUUAAGGAAUUGAAUAAUUAUAUGACUGAUUCAGAAAAAUUGAAUGAAGAAAUUAAAAAAUAUAGUAAGGAGAAAACCACAAUUGAUGAAAAGCUUGUGAUUUUAAAGAAAGAAAAUGAUGAACUACUGGUUUCAUUAAAAGAACAUGAAAAUGACAAAGAAAUAUCAAGAAAUGAAUUUAAGAAUAUAUCUCAAAAGUAUGAUGAUCUGUUUAACAAUUUCAAUGCUUUAAUGAUAGAACACAAUGAAUUAUCAACACUUAAAGAAGAUUAUCAGAAAAAAACAACCAUUAUACUUAACUUAGAAAAACGAAUUGAUGAGCUUAAUCAAGAAAAUACAUCAUUAAAGAACUUAUCUGAAACUAUUUCCAAAAAUGUAACUAAUAUCGAAUCAGAAUUAAAAGAAGUUCGCAAAUCACAUACUCAAAUAGAAAUUGAAAAAGACCACUUAAACUCUGUUAUAUCUGAACUUGAAGAAAAUAUAAAAAAGGAAAAACACGCAAAAAAUACACAAACAGAUAACUUCAAUGAGCAGGAACAAAUCCUUAACGAGAACAAAGACACAAUUGAACAAUUAAAAAUGGAAAUAGAACUCCUAAAGAACACUAACGAUACAAUAUCAGAAGAAAAUAAACAUAACAGAUCAGAAAUUUGCAAGAUGGAGGCUAUCACAAUAAAACAAGAGGAACGUGCGCUGGAGUUUGAUGCGCUAAAAGAGGAGAAUAAACGAUUGCAGUCUGAUAUUGUGGGCCUGCAAUCUUAUAUGACAAAAGUUUCUAAAGAAAAUAGUCAACUUAAUGAUAAAUUACGAGAAAUCAUUGCGACUAAUGAUAGUGACGAAAAAAAUGACAUGUUCAUUCGUGAUAUAGAAAGUCUUCAAAAUGAAAUCCAACACGGAAAAGAUAAAAUAGAUAACUUGGUUCGCGAGAACUCAUUGCUGGCUGAAGAGAAUCUUGAAUUAAAGGACCAAAUAAAAUCACAGUCAUAUCCUAAAACAAGCAUAACUACUGAUAAUAAUUGUAUAAACAAUGACGACAUUGUUCAUAAGUAUAAUAAUUUGUCAGAAACAAAAAAUCGAUUAGAAAAGAAAUUGAUUGAUCUAGAACAAAUAAAUCAAUCAGUGACUGAUAACAUGAAUCAUAUGCAAAACAAUAAUGAAAAAUUAAGACUAUCUAAUGAAAAAUUAGAAAGAAGACUAGAUGAAGCACUUGUUAGUUUAAGACAUUUGCAUUCACUGCAGGAGAACACUCAAUUAGAAUAUUUAAAGAAUAUUGUAUAUGAAUAUCUGACAGGUUCUGAACAUUCCGAAACUCUAGUUAAAGUAAUAACAGCAGUGCUUAAAUUUGAUGAUAAUCAAACAGAGGCAAUACUACAGAGGCAAAAAGAAAGACAUAGCUUGCUCCGUCACCUUGGCCUUAUUGGAUAAAUAAAUCCAUUAAUAUAUAAUAAAGUUAAAUUAAUCAUAUUAUUUAUUUUUUAGUUAAAUACAUUUUUAUAUUUUGUACAGACAUAAAUUAAGUUAUUCAUUGUGAAAAGUAAAAAUGCAAUAAUGUUGCCAUUUUGUACAAUUUGUUCUAUUUAAAGCAGAUUUUAUAUACCUGGUUAAUAAUUAGAAGGUGUGAAAAUGUAAUCACAAUAAUUAUAUUAAUAAAAUAUUAAAAAAAAUAUACUAAAAAUUUUAUCUCUAUAAUUAUUUCGAAAAUUUGGAAUUGUUAAUAAAA
This is a messenger RNA of Nymphalis io (European peacock), 4508 nucleotides long. RefSeq names its product golgin subfamily A member 4 (gene Golgin245). Gene Ontology annotation, molecular function: small GTPase binding. The coding region runs from base 398 to 4213 and encodes 1271 amino acids. Lineage: Eukaryota; Metazoa; Arthropoda; Insecta; Lepidoptera; Nymphalidae. The transcript is spliced from 8 exons. The record is from RefSeq and is a predicted model, not a curated record. Gene Ontology annotation, biological process: Golgi vesicle transport. Gene Ontology annotation, cellular component: Golgi apparatus.